UUCGACCGACGGCAGGGCAAUUCUCACGAUGCGUUCCCAGACAGUAACGCUACUUGGAGUGAUUACGUUGCUCGGCUACAGUGCGAUCGCUGCAGUGAUCCAAACCGAGGAAGAGCUGUACCAAAAGCAAUUUCCGGACCUGGGUCCACCAUGUGAGGGAGAGGCCGCGUGCACCCGGGUGGAAUUUUGCCUGAAUGCCAGUAGCUCAGGCCAGAAUGUUGUCAAUAUUAGUUCCAGCGUAGAUAAUCCAUGUGGUCACUAUCUUUUCAAGUGUUGCAUUCCGACCGACAAGAUCGAAGAGCCAGACCCUAGUGAUCUUUUCAAUGUUGCUGAUGGUGGUGAUGGUGCUGAGAGUACCACAGUUUCAUCUGUAGCGACCACAGCCUCGGUAACACCCUCGGUAACACCCUCGAAACCACCCUCGAAGCCACUCUCGUCACUUAUACCUCAGUCUACUGGGUGCGGUUUGCGCAACGUGGAAGGGAUCAACUUCCGGAUUGUUGGUGGCACGGAUAACGAAACCCAGUACGGUGAAUACCCGUGGAUGAUGGCCAUCUUGAAGAAGGCCGAUGUGUUGGGAAUGCCGAAUCGCGCCGUGUACGUGUGUGGCGGCUCGCUGAUCCACUACCAGGUCGUCCUGACUGCGGCGCACUGCUUACACCGAAUCCAGCGAACCGAUUUAGUGGUACGUGCUGGUGAGUGGGACACGCGGACAGCGGAGGAAAUGUACCAGACCCAGGACCGCGCGGUGGCGGAGAUUGUCGUUCAUCCGGAGUACUACAAGGGAGGACAGCAAAACGAUGUGGCACUCCUGUUCCUCGGCUCGCCAUUUCGACCAAAGAAAACCAUCCACCCGGUAUGCCUUCCGCCACAGGAUACUAAAUUCGAUGGACAGACGUGCUUCGCAACCGGUUGGGGUAAGGAUCGGUAUGGUAAGGAAGGUACACACCAAACCAUACUGCGACAUAUUGAUCUACCGAUCGUGCCUCAUGACAAGUGUCAGACGGCGCUCCGUACUACUGACCUCGAUGAGGAUUUUACGCUCGACAAAAGCUUCAUCUGUGCCGGUGGUGAAGAGGGCAAGGAUACGUGCAAGGGUGAUGGUGGAUCGCCACUCGUCUGCUCGAUUCCUAGCAAACAGCAGCUGUACUACCAGACCGGAAUCGUCUCGUGGGGCAUUGGGUGCGGUGAGGAGGGAAUUCCGGGUGUCUACACCAACGUGGCACUGUUCCGCAGUUGGAUCGAUCAGCAGAUGGUCCAGCGAAAUUAUGAUACCAGCAGCUACAGACCCUAGGGAAUUACGAUGGUCGUUGAGUUUCGAUGAUUUGUCAAAUUGAAAUUUUCGAAUCGAAAAUCAAUAAAAAU
Messenger RNA from Anopheles aquasalis, 1365 nucleotides. RefSeq names its product phenoloxidase-activating factor 2-like. The record is from RefSeq and is a predicted model, not a curated record. NCBI's taxonomy places the organism in Eukaryota, Metazoa, Arthropoda, Insecta, Diptera, Culicidae. Gene Ontology annotation, biological process: proteolysis. Gene Ontology annotation, molecular function: serine-type endopeptidase activity.